CCCUGCCGAAAACUCAUCAAGCUUACCAAGAAAGCAACAUCCCAAAACCCAUCAAACUCAUCAAGAAAGUCGAGCAAACCAUCCAAAACCCUAAUCCCUCUACCAAAUGGGAAGCAGCCAAGCCGCCGUCUCUUUCCUGACGAAUCUUGCCCGCUCCGCCUUCGGGCUGGGCGUGGCGGCCACCGCCCUAUCCUCCUCCCUAUACACAGUCGACGGUGGCCAGCGUGCCGUCCUAUUCGACCGUUUCCGAGGCAUUCUCGACGACACCGUAGGCGAGGGAACCCAUUUCCUCAUCCCGUGGGUCCAGAAGCCUUACAUCUUCGACAUCCGCACGCGCCCUCACACCUUCUCCUCCAUCUCCGGCACCAAAGACCUUCAGAUGGUCAACCUCACACUCCGCGUCUUAUCCCGUCCUGAAAUCGGCAAGCUCCCUGUUAUUGUAAAGAACCUCGGCCUUGAGUACGAUGAGAAGGUUCUUCCGUCCAUAGGCAAUGAGGUCCUCAAGGCUGUCGUCGCGCAGUUCAACGCUGAUCAGCUCCUCACCGACCGUUCUCAGGUAUCCGCUCUCGUUCGUGACAGUCUCAUUCGCCGCGCCAAGGAUUUCAACAUUGUUCUCGAUGAUGUCGCCAUCACGCACCUCUCCUACGGCAGCGAGUUCUCGCGCGCGGUGGAGCAGAAGCAGGUGGCACAACAGGAGGCUGAGCGGUCCAAGUUCGUCGUGAUGAAGGCCGAGCAGGAGCGGCGGGCCGCGAUUAUCCGUGCCGAGGGAGAGAGCGAUGCGGCGAAGCUAAUCUCCGACGCUACUGCC
Molecule: messenger RNA, 808 nt
Organism: Vigna umbellata (rice bean)
Lineage: Eukaryota; Viridiplantae; Streptophyta; Magnoliopsida; Fabales; Fabaceae
Source: RefSeq, a predicted model, not a curated record